AUGGGCAAUAGUCAAAAUUCAAAGUAAUAAAUAAUCAAAAAUCAAAAAUCUUCCCAACCUUAAUAGCAGAAUCUUAUAAAAGAAGAAAAUCCUAUUAAACCAAAAAAAAAAGAUGAAAAUGAUCUUGAGAUUGAAUUUUUUAAAUUGUUGGCUGAUAUUGAUAGAAAAAAUAAAUGGAAAACAUACUUUAAAAUAAAUGAUAUCAAAUCUAUGGCAGACUUGCUCUCCUCUUAUUAAAUGAAUUCAAAUACAAAAACUGGCAAAAGACUUAAUGAAGCUGAAAAAUAAAUUCUAAAUAACUAUUUGUUACGAUAAUCAAAAGAAGAAGAUAUUUAAAUUAUUAUUAAAAAUAUUGAGAAUCUAAAUAGAUUAACUUAUAAUAAAUCUCCUCAUAAUAUAAAUAAAAUUAGAAAUAUACUAAUAGUAGGAAUAACAGGAUAAGGAAAAUCCACAUUUAUCAAUAGUUUUGUGACAGCCAUUGAAAGAGAAUUCAAACCUAGAGAAAAAGGAAAACAGUUUUCUUUGGAUUAUUUUGAAAUAGUAAAAGUGAAAGAUCAACAAGCUUAAUCUGAUACUAAUGAAGUAUCAUCAUAUAAAUUUAUAAUUGGUGAUAUUCUUAUAAACCUUAUAGAUACACCAGGAUUAGCUGAUACUGAAGGUCUAUUAAAAGAUUAAGAAAGAAUUACUUAAAUAUCUAAAUAUAUUGAAGAGCAUCUUUAUAAUAAAAAUCAAAAUUUGCAUGCUAUUUUAUUUGUAUCAUAAUCAUCUACUUAAUAUGAAGUAAUUGAUAGUAAUCCUACAUUUUUAUAAUUAUCAAUGUUAAGUAUUCUCAAGUUAUUUGGAACUGAAAUGUGUGCAUUCACAAAACAUUGUCUUACUUUUUCAGAUUUCACUGCCACUAGUACCUAAAAUUUUGAGAGUUAAGAUUCUAUUUUUUACUCUGUUAGGGAAGAAUAAAUUAUGAUAAAAUAAAGAUAGGGAAAUUAAUAGUAGAACAUAAUGGGGACCUAAAAUUUAGGAUAAACUAAUAAUAUAUAACAAACCUAAAACUUUCAAGAGGAAAAAAAAUAUAACAAAGAAGAAUUCUAUUAUUAAUUCUAAAAUUCUGUAUUCAGAGCGAAAAAGCAAGGAUUUAUUGAGAAUAUUCAUUUCAAAAAAAAUCUUGUGAACUAUGAAAGAUUAUAUGAUUUCAUUAUAGAUGAUGAAAAUAAAGGAUUUAGCUUAGAAAGAACAGUCUUAGUCAUUAAUUAAAGGACACAAAUCAAGAAUGAAUUAGGAGGAUUGUAAAAGAAACUAUAGUAGUUUAUAAAAGUUCUCAAAUCACUAGAUGAAAAUGAUCGUAAGUUGAAGAUAUACUUAAAUAAAAUAGAAGAUACAAAGAUGUAUGAAUCCACGAUUUAUAUAACUAAGUGGAAUAAAAUUGAAAUUUUCAAAAAUGGGAAGAAAGCCUACUCAACUAACUGUAAUGAAUGUGGAAAGACUUGCUGCAAAACAUGUGAAAGCAAAAGAGUAGAUGGUUGCAAUUAGAUGAUUCUUAGUGGUUCUUAACUUAUUUGUUAAAAAUGUAACCAUUCCAUUUAAUGUCAUACAUAAGAAGAGUUUUAUUGGUAAUCUAGAGAUGGUAAAAUUAUAUUUUUAUUUUAGUUCCUUAAAUAAUAACUGAUGAGUAUUUAAAGAACGAACAUGAGAAUGCCAAUAAAAAUAAAAACACAAUUGAUUAAUUACUAAAAUAAUAAUAAAAAGAGAGAAAUGAAACAAAAGAUUAAAUCAAAAAGGUUUUAGUAUAAAUGAAAGAAUGCCUCUAAAAUUUAUUAUCAUCAGCACUUUACAAACUUGAUAUACUUGAUGUUGAGGCAUAUGAGUUUGUUCUAAAAUUUUAUCCUGAUUACAAAAAAUAAUUAGAAGAAUUUGAAAAUAUGGAUGAUUUAAAAGUUAAAUCAGAAGUCAGAGAUAAAGUUAAAAAAAAUAAAUUAGUCGCAUCUAAAACACUUAUUAGUGUUGAAACUUAAUAAUUUUAGUCUAAAUAGUUUAAAAGAUCUUGA
Molecule: messenger RNA, 2042 nt
Organism: Paramecium pentaurelia
Lineage: Eukaryota; Ciliophora; Oligohymenophorea; Peniculida; Parameciidae
Source: the annotation of a GenBank genome assembly